Molecule: messenger RNA, 4355 nt
Organism: Siniperca chuatsi (mandarin fish)
Lineage: Eukaryota; Metazoa; Chordata; Actinopteri; Centrarchiformes; Sinipercidae
Gene: niban1a
Product: niban apoptosis regulator 1a
Exons: 13
Coding region: 272-3202 (976 amino acids)
Source: RefSeq, a predicted model, not a curated record
ACACAUGAGGAAUUCAACUGAUGGCAGAACUGAUUAAUCAUUGUGGAAGGAGUUGAAUGGUGUCGAAUAACUGCUGGAUUAGAUCAUUACAGCCCUAACGCAGCUCAGAGCAUCAGGAGUGUCUGACUGGGCGAGGAGGAGGAGGAGGAGGAGGAGGCGGCCCCUCCCCUCCCCUCCCCUCCUCCUUCACUCCUGCUGCUGCAGAUCGAUGUGACGGUGUUUGUACCUGAGGACCGAACCUACCUGUGGCUCCUCUCCCAGCAGCUGCACCAUGGGGAUCUCCGCGUCCAGUCUGCUGGAUGAGACCAGAUCCGACUACAUUAAAGGCCAGGCCGAGGCUGAGCUGAAGGAGUUCAGUCCGUACUACAGGAAGCAGUUCUCGGUGGCUCGUUUCUCUCAGGUAGAAGAUGAUCUGGAGCAGCACAAAGAGAAGAUCACACAGCUGCUCCAACAGAGGGAGGCUCCUAAGGAGGGCGAGGUGCUGUAUGAGGAGGGCAUCCUUUACUUUGAUGACAGCAGGAAGUGGAGGGAGCGGUACAUGGUGGUGAGAGCCAACUACUGCCUGGAGUGUCACGACAGCCUGGAGACGUUUGUUAAAGGAAGUCCUCCACGCCAGAAGCUGCUGCCUACAGGGGGCACCGUUCUGACCACAGAGGAGAAGUACAUGGCCAUGGUGGACAGGUGCUUCCCUGAUGAUACCAACGUGAAGGAGGACUUUGCUCCUCCUCUGUCGGGGAUGCCCGGACAGUUUCCCGUCUACCUGCGUUUGCCCUACAGGAGAGACUACUACUUCUGCUUCAGACAACAGGCCCAACAAGCUGCCUUCAUCUCCAUCCUGUCAGACUGCAUCAGACACCAGAACCAAGACUUCCUGAAGAAGAAGACGUGUGAAGUGCAGGCCUUCCUCAAAGCCAUCCAGCUCUACAGACAGGACAAAGGCAAAUACGAGGUCUGGGACAUGCUGAUAGGAAGUGAUGUCAGGGUGAUGGCCAACCUGGUGAUGGAGCAGCUGCUGCCGUCUCUUGAGAAAGACAUGCUGCCUCGUCUCAAAGCCAAGAAGACAGAGAAGAAGAGAGUUUGGUUUGCUACGGUGGAGGCGGCGUACAUCCUGGUCCAGGAGCAUCUGUUGGAGGGACUUUCAGCACUGAAGGAGGAAUGUCAAACGUCGGUCCAGCAGCAGCAGGUGCUCAUCCACUCCGACAUGGACCAGAUCCUCAACUGCAGGCGGCAGCUGGAGGAAAAAGUCCGAGCCAAGGUAUCGGAGCCAGCAGAGAAGCUGUGCUCUGAGUCCGUCCAGCCGUACCUGGGCUCAGUCCUGGAGGAACUGAUGCAGCCAAUCAGCUCUGGUUUCCAGGAGGGACGGCAGCUGAGUGAAAACAUGAUGGACCAGGUGUGUCAGGACGUCCUGCAGGAGGAGCAACUGAAAAAGGCUCUUGCUAACAUGGCGAGCCCGAACCUGCUGAGCUGCUACCAGAAGAUCGGCUCCCUGCAGGAGAGGCUGCAGCACCUGCGGGACAGAUUUGGUUUCUCAAACAUCACAGAAGUGAUCCACAGCGCUCAGAUCGACCUGCAGCAGCUGAUUGAGAAUGCAGCUUACACAUUCGAGCAGCUGCUCCACAAAGCCGUCCAGGACAACCCAGACAACGCCAUCCCUGCUAUCGAAAAGGCCAAACACAGAGUGCUCAAGCAAUAUGAUUACGACAGCAGCACAGUGAGAAAGAGGAUUUCCCGGGAGGCUCUCGUGUCCAUCACUCUGCCCUUCAUCAAGAAGAACUUGGCCCCCACCUGCAAAACUGUGAGUCUCACACACACACACACACACACACACACACACACACACACACACACACACACACACGACCCAUGUAUGUUUCUCUCUGUACAGGAGCUUCAGGGUCUUGAACAGUUCAUCUACGCCGAACACUCCAACUUCAUCCAUGUUGACAACGUUUAUGAGAGCAUCCUCCUGCAAACUCUGGACAAGGAGGUCACCAAAGUGGUGAAGGAGGCGGCGAGCCUGAAGAAGUACAACCUGUUCACAGACAGCAGAGACCUGCUGAGUCAGUCCAGCCGCUCCAGCCUCUCCUCCCCGUCGGUCUCCACUCCGGGCAGCCCCGCCAUGGCGCUCGCCUCCCCCACUAAAACCUCCUUUGAGCCCCAGCUCCCGUCUCCUCUUGCGGUCAACGGUCUGUCGUCCAGCCCCCAGAAGGAAGAGCAGCAGGAGAAAGAGAACGGUGUGCUGCGGAGCGAAGCUUCAGUGGACGUGCCCGUUAUAAAGACGCCUCUGGGGAAGGCUGAACAAAAAGAGGCAGCUCAGAGUGUCGCUGUCAGUCAGGAGGCAGAGGUCCCGGCACCCAAAGCAGAAGAUGUCGUCCAGACUGUGAAGGCAGAAGCAGCUUUAGCAGAUACAGCCACCCAGAGUGAGACACAGGAAGUAAACGUAAAAGCAGCUCCAGAGACUGUGAUCCAAGAGGAAGUGAUUUCUGUCAAAACAGAAAAAGUUGAGACGGCUGCUGAGCCUCAGACGCAGAGCUCAGACGCUACAACAGAAGCAGAAAUCCCCACUGUCGUCGAAAGUAUAAAGACAGAUGUAGAAGCAGCAGCACAGAUAGAAGCUCCUGUACCAAGUCCUGGUCCUACAAAUGAACCAGUAAACACUUCAGCAGAAGGUACUGGUUCCCAAACUGUAGCCAGCAGUGAAGAAAAGACACACUGUGGAAUCUCAGAAAUCAAGUUACAGGCUCCCUCUAGUGGUCAAACACCUGUACUCACACCUAACCCUAAUUCUCUGGACGUGUCAGGGGGAAGUGAGUCAGCUCCAUCACACGUGGAGUCCACGGAGGAAGUCAAAGUGACUCAGAGCAGCGAGGACGAAGUCUCGACGAACCUCGGUAGAUCACCUGUGAGCUCAGACCGUCCCGCUGAGGACAAAACCAGGAGCGACGAGCCGUCUCCUCGGGUCCAGACAGAAGCUGUGAGCGGAGACGUCAGAGUAGGUGGGGACACUGAGGCAGGAGUGUGCGUGGAGGCAGCAGAUGCUACAACAUCUCAGUCUUCGGGGCCCGCCAAAGAUGAACCCCCAUCCAGCCCCGAAGCCCAGCCCCUGGACAGCAUCAAGGAGAUCCGUGACCUGGUGGUGGAGGUGAUCGAGGUGGAGGAGCUGGUGCAGCAUUAUCCCAGUGGAGUUCCAAAAGAGGAGUGAAGCAUCAUGACGACCGAUCACAACAGCAUUACUGUUCUUUCGAGACGAGGGACAAAAGGACGAAGGAUGUUGUGCUGAAGGGAACCAAACCAUUACCAGAACAGUAGCUUCCAUUUCUGGCAGAACUGCCCAUCUGCACGGCCUCAAAAUGUCCUGGAGUUAAACAGAAACAGAAGAAGACUCCUGAGACACAUUCACAAAACCUUCCACGGACACUUUUAAACACAUAUGCAUGAAUUUAUGGUAAAUUAUUUAUACAAAUCAUUUACACAUCAAUAUAUUAGCUGUGUCAGCUGUAUAAAACCAACAGGUCUGUUUCAUUCAGUGACUUUGACGGGAUUUUUUUUAACACUACAAUUAUUUUUAGUUUUGGAAAAUCUAGAUUUAGAAUUAUUUUACCAAGAUUUUGACGACAUUUCUGGAAAUUCCAUUAUGUUGUGGUAGAUUAUGAACCUAUUAAAAAAAAAAAAAUCUACUUUGGAAAAUUUGCUUAUACGCUUUCUUUCUGAUAGUGGGUUGUGAAGAUGGAUAUCAAUCUCAUGUCUGUAUUCUGGAGCUGAGGAUGCGGCUAGCCUACUAGCUUAAACACAAACAUAGUUUAGAAAUCAUUAUAACAGAUAGAUACUUUAAUAUAUUAGACCACAUGAGCUUGAUAAAUACCACUUCCAAAUUCACACCACAGCUGUAGUUUAGGCACAUUUUUCUCUCCUUAAUGUGAUUAUUUGGACCUACUGAAGGAUUUUCUAAAAAGUAGCAGCUCAUCAAUGUGUCUUUACCUCCACGUGCCUUAGAUCACAUGACGACGGAAACCAGCCACUUUCAUGUGGACGCGGUUGCCGUAGAGACUGGGCCGAGUCUGAACGUCUGUGCUUGAGCAUCAACUCCACCUGUGUAGAGCAUCUCAUACAAACAUGGUUAGUAAGACAGUUUACAGUGUGAGUACAGGGAGGAACGUCUGACCAUAAACUGCCCCCCAGAUGAACGCCGGUUAAUGGAAACAUUGUGUGAAUAUAUGAAUAAUAAAAUAAGAGUCUAUAAACAAACAUGCCCUCAAACUGUUUCUGUGUGAACUCUCCACUCUCUGGUUUGAAUGUUGGGAAAACAACACAAACAGUAAAUGCUUUUAUUUGCCAAUAAAACAAAUACAGCAUGA